UAUGGUAAAGAUUAUACUGUGAACGCAUAAAAAACCCGUCAAGUGCUCCUAUUUCAAGUCAGUGUUCGGUUGCGUACCUAUGCCAGUGGACUGUUUGAAAUGUGUGGAUUGCUCCAUGAUGGAUUGCUAUGUUCAAGACGGCUACAUUCCUAGCGAAUACGCUGAAUACGACUUCGCUGAGGAUGCUUACGAUUUUGAGUGUCAGUUGGCCGAGGCGCGAGAUGUCAAGUUCAACCAAACCCUCAAGGAGCCGUUGGGGAUCGGGACACAUAUUCUCUGCACCGGUACACCCACAGAGGACUUACCAUGGUUCACAGUUAACAUAGGAUACGGAGACCCAAACAAUGGUACAGGGGACAUCGCAGUCCAUUUCAAUGUUCGGGUCCCGCAGUGCUACGUUGUGCGAAACACGCGGCGGCAUAACAAGUGGGGGGUAGAAGAAACUACUGCAUUUAGAUCAUUUCCUUUCAAAAUGGGCCGUCCGUUCACGAUAGAAGUGAUCGUGGACGAGACGGAGACGUUCUGGGCGGUGGACGGGGAGCACUACUGCAACUACGCGCACCGGACGCCGUCGCCCGUCGGAGCAUCCUGGCUGCAGGUGGCCGGGGUCCGAGACGCAACGCUCAAUGUGCAGAAAGCUGAAUUGUACCCGAUGCUGGCACCGCCUGCUGUAGACGUCCCGCUUAGACCUAGUUUAGAUGCGCCAGCUUCGGAAGAUGAACCGCUUUGGCGACCGAACAUCACAGCUCUAUUACCUAAAGGAAUCCCACCAGGGUACCAACUAGUCAUACAUGGAAGGCUCCGGCCCAUCCUGCACUCGUUCACGCUCAACCUGACGGACGCGGCGCGCGACUGGCCCGCGCCCAACACGCCGCUGCACGUGAACGUGCGCGCGCACCACGAGUCGCACCGCGAGCGCCAGCUCGUCGUGCUCAACUCCUGGCUGGGCGCCUGGGGGGACGAGAGGAGGCAGAGGACGGCCACACUGGUGCCUGGCACACAGAACACGUUCCGCAUCCUGCACGGGCCGGGCGAGUGGUCGGUGUUCGCCAACGACGUGCUCAUCGGCGAGCUGGAGCACCGCGCGGCGCCCCAGCUCGUGCACGCCGUGCGCGUGCGCGGGGACCUCGCGCCGGACUCCCUCUAUCUGUGCCCCUCCUCACACUCCCCCACUACGGAGGACUGGAAGGAUGUGUCCAACUGUUGAUAGGAGCUUGACACUUGACGAUUGUAUGACUAAGGGUCGGUUGCACCAAACUGUUUGUCAUCGUUAAAGAGUUCGCAAAAUUGUAUGGUAUGGAAAGUCUCAUAGUGGACCGCCGCGGCGCGCCCGGCGACGUCGAUCAGUCUGUCAAGUGCGGAUGGUGCAGCUGGCACUAAGACUGCUGGUCCGACCUGCAAUGAGGGCUAACGCGUAUGAAUUCGCCGCUAGGAGCGCUAGUGUAGAUGGUCUUUUCCAUAGUUCGAAAUGUCACUUGUCACUUCAAUGACUGACAGCUGUUCUUUAGUCUUUUGGACCACCAUCAACAGAGGCGCCAACUGGUGAGCAAAAAAACGAUAGCCCUCAUUGCAUGCAGCUCGCUGUACAUACGUCUCAUCUGAUAUCUCAAAAUCUGUGAUUCUCAAGGGGGGGAUUAUAUUAUAAGUUUAGCAGUCGUUUGAAAUGUGGUCCUUUGGCUGAUCAAUAUGAGUACAGUCCGUUAACUCUCAGAAUGACAUUCGUUUUUCGGGUAAAAUCGGACGUAAUCGCGUAAUAGAAAAUGACAGUCUCUUACUAAUUUAGUUGCAAUCCCACACCCAAAAAGUGCAGUCGUCUUUUCAGCCUUAAACUAUAUAAGAGUAGUUAAUACCACCAUAACAAUAAUAUCACAAUUUUCUAAUUGUAUAAUUUUACCAUAUGAAUUGAAAUAUGUGACUGGUAUUAUCAACUCUAUAUAAUUUCAAAUUGUUUUCGAAGUUCAAAUUCUGAUUCUAUUUUUUUAUUUAUUUAGAUUAUGACAAAAAGUCAAAUCGCAAUAUAGUCAUCAACCGAAUAUUAAGCAUAAUGUCAUUAAAUUAAGGCUUAUUUUACAUUGAGACAAUAGGUAUCCUUAACUUUUUGCGGUAAGUUUAAAACUUUUUGUGAGUUAAUAAGAAAGCAGAACAGCAGUAUCACCUUCGCGUGUUACCGCCGAUACCCGAUGUAUCUUUCUAAAAUCCGAAGGUCAUUUUGAGAGUUAACGGACUGUAGGUACAGUCGCCAUCAGAUAUAUCGGAGCGGCCAAGG
Cydia strobilella is the source of this 2266-nucleotide messenger RNA. Its product is annotated as galectin-4-like. Gene Ontology annotation, molecular function: carbohydrate binding. The transcript has 7 exons. NCBI's taxonomy places the organism in Eukaryota, Metazoa, Arthropoda, Insecta, Lepidoptera, Tortricidae. The coding region runs from base 80 to 1207 and encodes 375 amino acids. The record is from RefSeq and is a predicted model, not a curated record.